UUCACUCACUCACGACUGCACAAUAAAUGGAUCUUUGGAAGAAAAAAAGAGGGAGGAGAAGAUAGAGAGGGCAGAAGGGAGGGGGGCAUCGGCGUAUGCUUGUAUACAACUACCCCCGAUUUCCAUUUUUUUCCCUAACUCGUAAUGUAUUUAAUUCAAGUGAAACGUAAUCAUGACGUGUGUUGUCAUUAAUCUCCUCGCCGCCUCUCCCGGGACUGUUGGAGGUGGUCAGGCAGAUUGCCACCAAAAGAACGCACCCUCUCUCAGUCACAGAAGUGAAGCAUGCCAUAGACACAUUACUGACUAUGGAUUCCCCACCAGAAUGUAUGCUGGCUCUUUCCUGUGAGCCCCCAAUGUCUCCUCCUUCCAUGCCCUCCCUGGACCACAGUCCCCAAGGCCUAACCCAGAGUCCUCAAUCUACCCCAUCCAGCCCUCAAACUGAACUUUAUGGCCCAGGGUCACCCUGCCCCCUUCCUGGUGCCAGCCUACAAGAUGAGGAAGAGGAUGAUGAGUUGUCAACACCCCCAUCACCCACCCCAGCUGUGGCGCUGUUUCCUGGUGAAUUGGAACUUCGUAGUCCCUCAUCAGAAGGCAGCCCUCCAACCACACCAUCAACACCUUUCCCUGGCUUUGGUGUUCUGGAGCAGGCAAUAUCCUCUGGUCAGAUUACCACCUGCAGUGAUGAACUGGAUCUUCAGCUUUUCAACAAUGAAGGGAUGGCUAUGCCAGGAGGGACCACCUCUGGGCCUGCCCUAAGGUUCCCAUGCCAUGUGUGUGGAAAGCGGUUUCGCUUCCAGAGUAUUCUUUCUCUGCAUGCUCGAGCUCACAGUUUGGACAGGGACCGUCGGGUUUCAGCUCUUUACCGAACCACACAUGACAAACAGAACCAUGUGAGUGAUGGUUUAAUCCAAAAUCUCAACAGCAAAGAGCCUGGUCUGAAACAGAGUCCAUUAGCUGGGCUAUUACAAAAGAAUAUAGAUGAAGACAUGCUUCCAGAGGAACCUCUUCACACUGCUAGCAGCCCUCGGUUCCUCUUUGAAGGAACCACAGCAUUAACUCCACCUCUAACAGAGGAAUCACCAAUUUCUACAUCCUUCUCUCCGCUUGACCAUGCCCACUUGGAGGACACUACCCCCUCCACAGUUGCCUCUGCCUUCCGGUGCCAUGCUUGUAAGGGUAAGUUCCGCACAGCGUCAGAGCUGGCACGUCACGUGCGGAUCCUCCACAACCCCUACAAAUGUACGAUGUGCCCCUUCUCUGCCAGUAAGGAAGAAAGUCUGGCUUCCCAUCUCCAGGAGAGCCACCCACCUGAAGAUCCUGCAGUAGCAACAGUUUUCCCUUCUCACCCUGUAACUGCACCACCAGAAACGCCUCUCUCACAAACGCCAGUCAUUCCAGCCUUCCGCUGUGAGACAUGCGGCCAGCGUUUCACUCAAUCCUGGUUUCUGAAGGGGCACAUGCGGAAGCACAAGGACACAUUGGACCACAAAUGCCAGGUUUGUGGCCGUGGCUUCAAGGAACCCUGGUUUCUUAAGAACCACAUGAAGGUACAUCUCAACAAACUAGGCCUCAAGACUGGCUUGGGAAAUCUGGGGCCUUCUGGAUCUGAUCAAUCUAAAGGUCCUGCAAGCACACAAGUGCUGGGGGCCCUGUAUUCCAACCUACUUCUGGCUCGUAGUAUGGCAGGUGGCGGAGGCACAGGAAGUCGCACAGAUAGGUCAGAUGGUGGUGUUUCAGGCUCAAGUAAAUCAUCUAUAUUGGGCUAUCUGGGAUUACCUAAAGACAACAGCAAUGGAAGUUGCAUGGAGCGCCUUCAAGCAGUGGCACAGGUUGCAGAAAUGGGUAAUGGAGUAGGAGGAGGAAGAAGGGGAGGUGAGACAGCAGAAGGUGCAGACCAGGCAGCAAUGUGGCAGCUGGUUGCUCGCAGUCUGGCAGCAGCACAUCAAAACCAACAGCAGCAGCGAUCCCACUCGCAUCAUCAGCUUCCUUCUUCACGAGGCACAGUCGCUGGAGAAGCCAAACAAAUGAGGACCUACCUAGGGGGACUGGGUUCUAGAGAUGAACUGGAGGCCUCUAGUGCACCUUGGGAGUGUCCAGAUUGCGGAAAAAUGUUCCGAAGCCUUCAGCAGGUGGUUGCUCAUGCCCGUGUUCAUGUCCAGAAACCACAGAAAGGUCAAAGUGCUCAAGGGGAAACAUCAAGAGAGGAGGAUAUUAUAAAUCAAGUCAGUGGGGCUCAGGUAACAGGAGGAAUGGGACACAGAGUUAGUGACAAUGAAGACAGGAGGCAGGAAUUAAAGCAAUUCCCAUCAGGAGUGGGGACAGCUGGAAGCUUCCAUUCUGUCUUGUCACAUCUCUCUGGUCAGAAUGGUCUGAGGGGACAAUCCUCUUCAGGUUCUUCAGCUCCUAGAGAGCGUAUUCGGGGAACAGGGAUGAAGGAUUGCCCUUACUGUGGUAAAGUCUUCCGGUCUUCCCAUCACCUUAAAGUGCACCUUCGUGUUCACACCGGGGAGAGACCAUACAAAUGCCCCCACUGUGAUUAUGCUGGCACCCAGUCUGGCUCUCUCAAGUACCACCUACAGCGUCAUCAUCGUGAGCAAAGGAAUGCUAUGGCAACAUCCCCCAACUCCCCUUCACCUGGCCUCCCCUGUUUGACUGGCUCUCCUCGUGAAGGGGCCAAAAAACAGCGUCGGCUCCCCUCCAUGUCCCACUCUUCUUUUGGGAGGGUUCCUAGAGAGGCUUCUUCUUCCAGGAAUGGUCAGACAUGGGCUGCAGGCCUUUCAGAGAAGGAUGGCUCUUCGUCUGGACAUCAAAGAGAAGCAGACUUGGAGAGUAGAUAUCACAGCUUGUCAGGGAUGAUGGGAGCACUCUUCCCUGGUGGCCUGAAAGCAAGUUGGACAGGGGAGGCCCCACCCCCCAAAAUGCCCAAAGUGUCGCGACGGAAACCUCUUACCACAAGUCGCAUGGUGUCUGUAAAUGGGUACACUUCAAGUGGGAUCACUUCCAGUGGUUCUCAUGAAGGAGGCUUUGAACCUCUCGACCUUUCCCGUCGCCCUUUACAAGAUGAGGGUCCAGUGGCUAGUCCUGGAGGUGGGCCAUUAGCGGGCUCUAAAGGAGGGAAUGACAUCCUUAAUCAGUGUGUUUUCUGUCCCUUCCGAACCUCUUCCGUUGAGCUGAUGGCUAUGCACCUUCAGGUUAAUCAUACCAGCAAGUCUCGCCGCAAGAGGGGCACCCCUGUCAGUUCUGCCAACCGUUCUCCAAGACUGACCCUGACUGGGCCAGACCGUGACCCACUGGCUUUGUGGAAGUUCCUCGGUGCAGAGGAUGGAAUAAUGUCCCCUGAGGAUUGGGUCUCAAGAGCUGAGAAUGGAGUCAGCCCAGAGAACAGGGAAACAGAAAACAACUUCGAACUGGUCCAAGGACUGGUGGGAACCACAGAAAAGAGGAUUCAAAUGAGAGAGGACCUGGAUGGGGAAGAUGAGGAGAUGGACGAGGAGGAGAAUGACCUGGAAGCAAACGGAAGCUUUGGAAAUUUACCCCAGCAUCAGAGCGGAAGUGCUUACUCUGUUUCACCAGACCUCGCGGCUGAGGAGGAGGAGGAGGAGGAUGGUAUCGUGGGGAAAUAACACUUAAUGAGAGCCCUGGAUGUGUUCGGAGCUGGAGGAAAGGAAGAAUACAAAAAAAAAAGUAGAGAAAUAUUUGGGAGUUGUCCAGGGUCCCUCAUAUCAUUCCAACCAAGGGCAAAACAGUUGCAAUGCUAACAUACUGUACAGUAUGUAAUAAUAACCUUCAAAAAUAUUUAAAGUACCCAUCAUACAUACUUCAGUCCCCCUUCAUUAGUGAUCCGUUACCUCUACAUUCACAAAGACUUGCAAUCACACAGAGAUAUCAAAUAUUUUAUGCUAGUCUAAAUGCGUGACACAUUUACAUUUGCACGGUGUAGAGGUCACUGCCAAACUAAGCAAUUUCCUAUUGUUCAAUGAUGGAAAUUCAGACGUCAAAGUUCACCAGACUUGAACUUCAUGUGGGCAAAUUCUUCGCCAACAGAAAAUUCCAGAUAUUGUGGAUUCCCAUUGAGAUGACUUUGUACUUCAUCUGUAGAUUUUCGCUGUGCAAAGGUAAAUGUGGCUGCACCUUAAGCUUGCAUGUGAAAGAGUAUUGGGGCCUUUUUGAUCACUGUCAUUCUCCCGUCUUGUCGGUGAUCGCAAUUGCCAAGUUCAAUUUCAAUUGAAAUUUCCUGUUACUCUCGCCCUCUAUUCCAAAUGAACCUGGAAUGUCAAUCCGGAGAGAGAACAAAGAAGCAAAAAAGAGACACUAUCUUUACACUAUCACUACAAUAUAUUAAUGCUGAGAGAAAAGGGAAUAUAAUGCUGAAUGGAGAAAAGGGCCUCUUAUUAUGCUGGUAAGAGGGUUGUCCUACUUUCAUGUGAACGUCAUUUUAUAGCACUUCAUCGGUAAACCAAAGGAGUGACCGCACUUCUUACCACGCACCUGCCAGACUUUGAACAGAAUGCUGUGAUAACUGAAUGGUACUUCACCUCUAACAAAAACUGGACAGAGUAAAGAUUAUAUGACCAGAUAUUCACACUGCCAGUCUGUAACAGUGGGUCUUCUUCAGAUAUUAUAUGAAACAGAGAGUCUGCCUCUUCUAUAUGCUAUUUCUCUCAGUGCCUGUUGAUGUAAAUGGUUUUUAGCAGAUUCAUACAACACAGGAAUAUAGUUACAGUAAAUAUAUACAGUAUAUAUGCGUAUAGUUGUACUAGAUCGUAGAGUUCUGUAACACAAUGGUGGCAGUUUGUGACUAUGUCUGCUGUGAAUGAAACGAUGGAAUUAACUUAGAGCACCACAUGGUAGAACAGCUGGCCAUUUGACGGAGCCUUUAUGUCAGUGUUUACGUUACAAAUACCACCAGGAUGUUCGGGUGGAAUCCGGACCGCCAUUACAUUGGAAAGUAGCUUUGAGUUGAAAUUUCAGGGUUUGAAACAAAUCACAAUCUACAAACGGAGACUCGGCAAUAUAUCAUUCCUAUUCCUGUUAAACCUGUGACUCGCAAACUAUCAGAGAGAGGGUGGAAAGUUGGUCUCUACUAAAAAGAAAGAAAGAAAAAUAUUCAGUAUGUCAUUUGUUUUUUUUUUAGAUAAGUAGACCUUUUUAAAUAUAACAAAUUCAAAUAAAAAAACACUAACAAUUUCAGACAUCCCAGUAGAAAAUAUGUAGCUUUUGUAAAGAAAAGAGAUCAAAAAAGAAAAAAAAGAAGUUCUCCAUUUAAGAAGUGUUAAUGGAGUAAUAAGUAUUAUAAUAAUUAUGAAAGAAGACUGCUUUAGAAUGUCUUAAGAGCACUGUGCAAAGUUUCUUUUCUUCCCAAACUAGCUUUUGUUUUGUCUUUAAAUGUAGACCAAACGUUCUUUUUCCAUAAUGUUUCCGGUUCAUUUUACUAUCCCUUGAACGAUGUGUAUAUUCUUGAAUCAACAAAUCAAUCAAUUGGACACAUAAUCAAUGUUGUCUGAGAAUCUUAACCUUUCAGUGAUUGAGAAUAUAUUUAUAAGUGAAUGCUGAGAUCACGUCCAAGACGUGUCACACUAUCAGCAUUGUCAGUUUGACUGAACUGCUUGCCAAAUUAUAUUUCAUGCAAUUGUGUCACAUUUCUAUGGUUGAUCUACUCGUCCUUGUCUGUCUACAGUGGAGUACCAAUGUCUGAGACCACUAGAGAAGAUGCUCCUCUUGUUGAGUCGGUACACACUACACGAGCAUCAUGUCACAAAGUUCAGCAUGGUGUGCUUCUACGAAAGCGAGGAAAUCUGACCUAUUGUACAAAGUAGGACAUUUGACAUUUUUAAACUGGUCUCAGACUUUUGGAUCCCAAUCAUUUCCAUCCCAUUUCUAUCAUUAGACAAUAUUGGGUAGGCGGUACUUUCGUCCAGUUAUUGGCAGAGGCUGGCCUUAUUUUGCAGGACAUGCAUUAUUGUGUUCUUGUUUUGUAUGUACAAUACGUAAGUGAAUGUGUUAGCCCCUGAUGUGGUGUUCGUUUAAGAUAACAGUCAAGCCACUGUGCCUUCUGUCCUGAGCACUUCCUCAAGUAUUUUGUAAGCUCACCAAAAGCACUUAGCCCCUACUGUAUCUCUUUGUGUUCUUUGGUAAAGUGUUGUCUUUUCUCUCCGUCUCUGAUUCUCCGUUUUGUUGAGAUAUCAGAUGUGGGGGUCGUUUUCAUUUCAUUCUAACUACCGUCAUUCCAUCAUUCGUGUCCAGCUUUUUACCUUCCCUUUAGCAUAUGUACCACGGCGAGCUUACACACUAUCUAGCUGUGAGGCCUUUUUACAAGUUAUUUUCAAUUCUAUGAUGUUCUUUCAUGCCGAUGAGAUGAAAUCAAGCUCUUCUGCUCAUAAUUAUUAUUACCAUUGUUCUUAUUGUUUCAUGGUAAAAUGACAACAACAAAAAAAAUGAAGUGAACAGAAGAAAAAAAAACAUGAACAAAAUGUGUUUCUUGAAUGUUGUACAGAUAGAAAUAGACAUGUUGUGUUUCUAACAAGAGAUCAAACCCCAGUACCUGCUCUCCAUCACUCCCUACAUAGAGAUACAUCUGCAUCAGUGUAGAUGAGACUCUUUUAGGAUGGCCGAACUGUGUACAGGGAUCAGGGCAAUAGUUUGUGUUUAUUUGUGUUUAUUUGUAUGUGUCUGUGUGUGUUUGUGCAAAAGAGUGCAUUGAUGUGGGUUUGUUGAAUAUACUGACACUGUGAAAUAAAUAUCACUUGCAUUAGAGUUUUUCCAAGCAGCAAUGUGCUGUUUACAUGUUUCAAAGUUUUAUGCAUCAUGCAUUUUGUUUUUCCAGUGAAAGGGGAAAGAUGGAGGGAAGGUCUGGGUUUGAUCUUUUCAGUAGCUGACUGCUAUUGAUGUCAGGGGAAGCUGAUCUAACAUAGUAGUAACUAAUAUGAAAUUGUGGAUUGAGAAAUAAAAAACUAGAGAAGAAAAAAAUAAAACACAAACAAUGUUUCUUUUAGUACAAUAUUGUGUGUGUGUGUGUGUGUGUGUGUGUGUGUGUGUGUGUGUGUGUGUGUGUGUGUGUGUGUGAUAGAGAGGAAAUUGAAAUUGAGUGUGUUUGUGUGUGUGUGAGAGAGUGUGUGAGAGAGAGAGAGUGUGUGUGUGCGUGAGAGAGAGUGUGUGUGAGAGAGUGUGUGUGUGAGAGUGUGUGUGUGUGUGAGAGUGUGUGUGUGAGAGAGUGUGUGUGUGUG
Xyrauchen texanus (razorback sucker) is the source of this 7223-nucleotide messenger RNA. It is a transcript of the gene znf219, whose product is annotated as zinc finger protein 219. The transcript has 5 exons. Gene Ontology annotation, cellular component: nucleus. The record is from RefSeq and is a predicted model, not a curated record. Lineage: Eukaryota; Metazoa; Chordata; Actinopteri; Cypriniformes; Catostomidae. Bases 306 to 3623 code for a protein of 1105 amino acids. Gene Ontology annotation, molecular function: DNA-binding transcription factor activity, RNA polymerase II-specific; RNA polymerase II cis-regulatory region sequence-specific DNA binding. Gene Ontology annotation, biological process: regulation of DNA-templated transcription.